AUGCCUAGAGCCCCCAAAGUACAGGAAUCGUCUGCAACUGCUUCUGCUACUGCUAUGGUGUUCUCACCAAAGUCACCAAAGUUUUCGUGGAUUAUCUCCAAGGUCAUCGCCCUCUGUGGAAAAAGACAGUUCCAAAAUGCGAUGAAAGCAUUUGACCUCGCAUUCAUGUACGUGGACGCAGACUUGAACAAAACUCGCCUUUCACUCUUGAUCAAGGUCGUCGCCCUUUUCAAUGCAAACCAACGUGACGAGGCAAUUCUACGCGUCCAAGAGCUAGCUACCACUCGUCCAAGUGUGAAUCCUCUUGCAUGUGAUAUCGUGGAAUGUUACGCUGACCGUCGGUCGGCGUGUGCGAACUAG
Messenger RNA from Suillus discolor, 360 nucleotides. RefSeq lists its product as uncharacterized. The record is from RefSeq and is a predicted model, not a curated record. The transcript is spliced from 4 exons. Lineage: Eukaryota; Fungi; Basidiomycota; Agaricomycetes; Boletales; Suillaceae. The coding region runs from base 1 to 360 and encodes 119 amino acids.